AUGUUUGAGCUUGACCCCACCAAUGCCGCUUUCUACGAACAAAUCAAGGAUUUGCCUUGUCCCCAUCAAAUGGGCGGUUACCAACAGGCGUACGACAGCUUGGAGCAGAUACAGAAGCAUGAUGCAGCUGCAGAUAUCGAGACAACAACCAUUCAAGUUGGCAAAAAAUAUGGUCCGACAACUGUAACAUUGUUCAGGCUGAAAACUCUUGUUGAUAAGCCACUGCCUAUGGUGUUCUAUACUCAUGGUGGCGGUUGGAUCAUGGGAAGCGCCAAGUCUUUCGCUGUGUUAAUGGAAGACUUGGCCCGCCGUACCCGAGCUGUCAUAGUCUUCCCUGACUACACUCGUGUACCUCAUCAAACGUUCCCAUACCCGCUUGAGCAGAGCUAUGAAACUCUUGACUACAUGGUUCGUCAUUCGAGUCAGCAUCAAAUUCUACCUGGAACCAUUGCUCUUGCUGGAGAUAGUGUUGGAGGCCACAUGGCUAUUGCUAUGAUGCAGAUUUCUCUGAAGCGCAAGCUGCCGACUGAGAUCGGCCAAUUGGUUCUAUGGGCUCCCGUGACAGUCACACACAAGAAGCUUGGAUCAUACACGACUUUCUCUCAGGCGCCAUUCCUGACAGAAGACUCGAUGGAUUGGAUGAUUGAGUCUUUCUUACCGAACCUGAAAGACAGGGAGACAGCACUGGCAUCACCGCUGACCCAUCUUCCAGACCAAGUCCUGGCUCAGUUCCCCCCUACUAUCAUCUUCCUCUCCACCGUUGACCCGCUACUCGACGAAGGUGUGGCAUUCGGACAUAGGCUCCAGGAAAAUGGGGUCGACGCAUCUAUCGUGAAGGCUGAGGGGCAGAUGCAUGCUUUUUGUGUUGUGAAGGCACUACGAGAUGGUCCAACUGCUCGUGCUGUGAUUGACUUGGCUGCCUUGAGGUUGAGGAGAAUAUUUUUUCAGCGUGAUGCUCCCGGGCGCCUAUAG
Messenger RNA from Fusarium venenatum, 972 nucleotides. Its product is annotated as Alpha/Beta hydrolase protein. The record is from RefSeq and is a predicted model, not a curated record. Gene Ontology annotation, molecular function: hydrolase activity. Lineage: Eukaryota; Fungi; Ascomycota; Sordariomycetes; Hypocreales; Nectriaceae.